UAAUCUCUUAUCUCUAUGCAUUUUCCGUGGAAAACAGGAAAAUGCUGAAUGCAGAAUGAAAUAAUUUUCUGCAUGAAUAGCGGUUGUGGAUUAUAAUUAUUUCUAUUUUAUGACUCUAUUAUAUAGAAAUAAAAAUACAAUUCAAUUGCUUUUUUACAUUUUGUAUUAUUAGACUAUUUAGUAUUUAUUAACUGUCGAGCGUGUUUUAUUUACCAUUUAUUGAAUCAUAUAUUUAAAAUAAAGAUAUGGGUAAGUGGCAGUUGGAGGUGUUACGAAUGGGUAUUUAUAUGGCAUUUCCUGUUAUAUUAUUCCAUUACUUCAACUUACCAGAAAAUUAUGAAGAUAAAGUAAUAAAAUUCAAAAGGGAGAUGUUUCCGCCAGAAAGACCAGAACCUCAACAAAAAAUUUCUGACCUAAAAAGGAUAUUCCAAGAACGAAGAGAAGCAGAAUUAAAAAGAGUUUUUGAAGAAUAAAUGAGAUGAUCAUUGCACAUAUUAUAAAUUAUCAUAUUUUGUAUAUAUUGUAAUAAAAUAGUUUUGUUAAAAAAAUUAUAAUUAGACAGUUUUAGAUUAGUAUAAAAAUUAAACUAACAAUUAUUUAUUUACGUAUCUAAAUAAAAAAAAUCUUAAUUCA
Messenger RNA from Acyrthosiphon pisum (pea aphid), 633 nucleotides. RefSeq names its product protein PET100 homolog, mitochondrial. The transcript is spliced from 2 exons. The record is from RefSeq and is a predicted model, not a curated record. Bases 246 to 473 code for a protein of 75 amino acids. NCBI's taxonomy places the organism in Eukaryota, Metazoa, Arthropoda, Insecta, Hemiptera, Aphididae. Gene Ontology annotation, biological process: mitochondrial respiratory chain complex IV assembly. Gene Ontology annotation, cellular component: mitochondrion; mitochondrial inner membrane.